Messenger RNA from Cuscuta campestris, 980 nucleotides. The record is from the annotation of a GenBank genome assembly. Lineage: Eukaryota; Viridiplantae; Streptophyta; Magnoliopsida; Solanales; Convolvulaceae.
GUAUCAAAAGUCAAAAGUCGACUAAAACUAGGGGACGGAGGGAGUAUAUAAGAUAGAAUAAUGAAAUUAGAAAAUUGUUUUGUCAAUUUAUGGUCAAACACAAAUUUUCAAAUUUACCUUUUAUUUAUUGGAGGGAAUUAUUUUACAUGACCCGUUUAACUCUUUUUUUUAAUUAUUUACGCGAGUAGAAACUAGGCGAGCAGAAACGAUAAAUCCAAAGGAGCAGGAGGCAUUCACCUGCCGCUGUUAAUGGAGGGAGUGGGCGCCAGAUUCGGCCGGAUUUCUUCCCGGUACGGACCGACGACUGUUUUCACCGGUCGGGUCCGCAAAUGGAGGAAGAAGUGGGUCCGCGUGAUGCCGCCUAGCUCCGGCAACAACAACAGCAACAACGCCAACCAUCGAUCGGCUCCUACCAGCGAAGUCAAUGAAAUCAACGGCUCCCGUCUCUCGCUUCUCAAGUGGACGCCGAUCACUCCGAGCCAAAACAACGCCAGCGCCAACGGCGGCGCCGGCGACGAGAACGGCACUUCCGAUGGCUCUGCCAAACCUGACGUAGUUAAUGAGGAGCCGCCAAAGAGGAGAUUUAAGUAUAUUCCGAUUGCUCUGCUCGAAGAACAAAAGAAUGAGUCCAUAGAAAUUGCUGAGGACGAAACCAACGUGAUUGAAAGUGGAACAGAUGCAAAUAAAACCACUCGAGCUGAUGGUUUGGAAGAAAACCCAGAUAUCAAUGAUGUGCCAAUGCAGGAAAGCCAGGAAGCCACAGAACAACAAGAUCUGAACGAAAGCGCAUUUGGAUUGAGUUUGGAUUUGAAUACACAGGACGGUGAAGAUGAUCCCGACUCAAAAACAAACCAGCCCAAAGGUUUGUGAUGAUCUUUCCCCCAAUCUUUACUCAUUGUUGUUAGUCUAAAUGUUGAUCCUCUUUGGCAUGGUACUAUAUCCCCUCCCCCCCCCCCCGAGCGUAUCAAGGGAAAUUUUAA